Plasmodium knowlesi strain H is the source of this 3714-nucleotide messenger RNA. Its product is annotated as transcriptional regulatory protein sir2b, putative. Gene Ontology annotation, molecular function: NAD+ binding. The transcript has a single exon. Bases 1 to 3714 code for a protein of 1237 amino acids. The record is from RefSeq and is a predicted model, not a curated record. NCBI's taxonomy places the organism in Eukaryota, Apicomplexa, Aconoidasida, Haemosporida, Plasmodiidae.
AUGAGCUGCAUGAACUAUGCGCUGCGUUUGUCGAAAAACGAAAACAAAGGGCCACUAGGUGAAAAGGAAUAUUUUGAAGAUUCUGAGGAAGAAAAAAGGAAGAUAAAAGAACUAAUUCAAAAAAUAAGAACGAGUAAGCACAUCGUGGUUCAUGCUGGUGCCGGCAUAUCCACGAGCUCAGGGCUACAGGAUUUUAGAGGCCCAACUGGAAUUUGGACGAACGAAUUCCUGAACGAUGCGAGUCACAGAAGAAAGAAGCAACUGGGAAAGCGACGAAAAGGGGGGCACGAAUCAAGCAAGGUGAAGGAAACCCAGGAUGUAAAGAUGCCUCAUCCAAAUGAUAGCCAAAAUGCGAAGACAAAGAAGAUACGAAGAAGCUCACAAGGAAAAUGUGAACUCUCGGAUGACCCCUCCGAGCACAGCUCCGUUAGCAGAACGGAAAAGUCUCCAUUCGAUUUUGUCAAAAUAGAGAGGCCUGAGAGUUUGUACGAAGACGACACGGUCCAAUCACACUGGGAGGGAGAGGGUAAUUUCCCAGAGUACCGUUCCAAGCAUACAAGAGUAGCACAUGGACAACGUCAAGAUUAUGCAAAAUAUCAAGAAAAGGAAUAUUUAAAUGGUUACGAGGGAGAAGCACAUGCCGAGGAAGAGAGGGAGUCCAUUCGCACUGAGGGAGAUAAACAUUUUGUGAAGGAAAAAGAGAAAAGUGAAAAUUCCGACAUGACACUCGUGCGUAGCAAUGUGCAAGGAAGUGAGGAAGGAGAAGGGGGGGAAUUAAGCAGGCAUGUGUGUGUAAAAAAAGAAAAUGCAACUUCUACUUAUGAGGGGGAUACCACAAGCCUCGACCGAAACGGUAACAAUGAACAGGGAAAUUCCACAGGGGAAACAGAGAAUCCUCUUUCAAAUGAACACUAUGUCAUAUUUGGAAACAGAAAAAAAAAAGUCAUCGACCUUCAUCUAGCCCUGCCAACCAAAACGCACAUCAUGAUAAAGGAGCUAAUGAAAAGGAACGUUAUAAAAUUUUUAAUCACGCAAAAUAUAGAUUCACUGCACUAUAGAUGUGGCACUAAAUUUUCGAAAAUUUCAGAAAUACAUGGAAAUAUAUUCAUCGAAAGGUGUGAUUUCUGUGGUAGAAGAUAUUUGAGAGAUUUUGUUAUAUCAACAAUUAGUUUCCAACCCACGGGAGCGUUAUGCUUUUUAUGUUCCUUCCCUCCGAUAGGUGUAUGCACAGAUGUUUUAUUAGAUUGGAAUAAUGCAUACGAAGAUUUCUUCCAUUUAAAUUCUAUUAGACAUUCUCAGAUGGCUGAUUUCCACUUUUGUCUGGGCUCCAGCUUUUACAUUGUUCCAGCUAGCUAUUAUCCAUCCAAAAAAAAAUUUGCAAAUGAAAACUCGUACAGCUGUUUGAUUAAUUAUCAGAAGUCUUCCCUAUCAAAGGAAGUCGACUUAAGUUUGCAUUCUAAUGUGAACAACAUUUCCGAUGUAAUUAUUAAAGAAUUUUCUCUCGAACCUCUCUGCAUUAGAAGCGCAUUGAUUGUUGUGGUCAGGUGCCAAAUAAUCCACUUUGAUUUAAUUUUCGACGAAUUGAUAACGGUGAAAAAUGUCAUCCAGGAUGGCGACUAUGUAGACUUCCCGAAGGGGGAAAUAUCCAGCCAUUCGUCAUUCCCGAUUGUCAAAACGGAUGAGAAUUCUUCGUUGGAGGAAUAUCCCUGUAGUCAAACGAACCAAGGUAGGGGGAAAGAUAAUUCAACUUAUGAUGGGGUGAAGCAGUUAAAGGAGGAUAGAAAUUCGUCCACAUGUGUGUCUCCACAUUUUUCCACACAUCAGACUGAUUCUGACGGGUAUGCAGAAAAGCCACAUAGUGAAAAGAAUCCAUUGAAGGUACAGAUCUUCCUAAUCAAAUGCUCGAUGAUUAAGAACGUGAAUAUAAACGAACCAGUUGAUGAAGCACACAAAUUAGGAGUAACCUUGAUAGAUAAGACUAAAGGCAUUUGGCUAGUAAGGACAAAUUUUUGCUGUGUAUUAGAAAUCGAAUUAUGGUAUAAGUCCUUUGUUUUGCUAAAAUUAAAUUAUGAUGAAAACUGCCCCUUCGUGGAGCUAAAUGCUUGGAGUGUAGACGUAGCAUAUACAUAUGGUGAUGACAUUGAUGAUGUGGACUAUGUCAACAGCAGGGGUACUCCUAAAAGCAGAAAUUUCGAUUUGCACAAAAAUAAGUAUGUGGAUAGCACCACUCCUGACACGUGCAGUACCAAAAAGGGUGUAUACAUAAAGGAAAAUCUCCACAGUGAGCCUAACCACAUGGAUGGCAAUCUUUCAAACCACCAUAGAGACCGUAAUGAACGUCCUGACGCAGAACAGUCGUUGCCUAUUUCAGAAAUUUUGCCCGAACAUGUUUAUGUGGGUUAUAAUCCAAACAAUAUUCAUUCGCAGUCUGGGGUUGAGCAGCUAGCUAUUUUAACGAAUGCAAGCAAGCUAUCCAAACAUAGCAGCUACGAGCGCUUCGAACUUCCCAACGCUCUUAAAUUGCUCUACAAUUUGUUCUGCUUAGUAAACAAAACUGAAAGGGCAGACGAAACAGAAAAUGAAAGGAAAAACAAAUACUUCAAAAGGGAAAAAACACCCAAUGAAGACACACUAGAGACAUUUGUAAAAAACAUGCAUUCGCCAGAAAAUAUCAAUUUAUACACAACCGACUUUAUAAAGUCUUUUACACCGAAGGAGAGUAUUUCGUACCGGAGCCAUUACACCUUCAGGGAAAGGAAAAAAAGAAACCUAAGUGACUUCAAUUUGUGCUCCUCCUCUGAUGAAAACAAGGAAAAAAAAAUGUUUGUUUUUUAUAACUUAUACAUGAAGGAAAGCAGCCAUAUAUAUAAUAUCGUAAUUCAGAGAGAUAUAAUUCGAAAACGCGUUUGGGAUUUUUCGCUACAUAGUAGUUACUCUCCAAGAAUAAACUCAAAAGGGGACCUUGGCGAUUACUCAGCAAGAGAAGAAAUACAUGAAGCGAGCAAAAUUAAUGAUGACCAUUUUGUAAGAAGUACCAGAAAAAUUGAAAGUGAUCCUUUACACGAGAUGCACCACGUAGAAAUAGCAUCCUUAGAGAAUUGCAAAAAUUGUGAUGAACACGAAAACGUAGAUGAGGACAGCUAUCACAAAGACAAUGUCUCACUCAGUCAAGGGAGUGAACCCAUCAUAAGUAAUAAUCCAAAAGAAAAUUUGGAAGUGCCUCCGACGGAGGAGGUACCGAAGAAUUAUAACAUUGCCGCGAUGGAACAAUCAAGGGAUGAUUCGAAUACAAGUGGUUUUGAAGAGAAGGUUUCUAAACCAGAUAAAGCCAGAGAGAAUUACUUGCAGGAAGAGGAAAAUGACGCGUGCAGCACAAAAAAAAAGUCAGCUUAUUUUAACCACCGUUCUUCGGAACUAUUGUUCUAUCCAGUUAUGCUUAUAAAUAGCAAACACCAACUUGGUGAAUUGGUGUCGAAAGUACCCAAGUAUAUCAAACCCCAGAGGAGGUACACUCCUUACAGGAAGCUCAGCAGGGAUAGAGAAAACUCCAAUACACUUCAGAGAUGUAGAAGUGAAAUUUGGCAAGAGAAAUAUAACGAGAUGGUUUGCGAUAUGGAACAAGAGCACACUGUCGAUUUUGUUCUCCUUCGGGAGGUAUGCUACUUCCCUCUGUGGCUUCUGAAUUAUGUAAACGACUUGUUUGAGUGCCUAUGA